Molecule: messenger RNA, 1113 nt
Organism: Aspergillus brunneoviolaceus CBS 621.78
Lineage: Eukaryota; Fungi; Ascomycota; Eurotiomycetes; Eurotiales; Aspergillaceae
Product: arrestin C-terminal domain-containing protein
Exons: 6
Coding region: 1-1113 (370 amino acids)
Biological process (GO): ubiquitin-dependent endocytosis
Cellular component (GO): plasma membrane; cytoplasm; cytosol
Molecular function (GO): protein-macromolecule adaptor activity; ubiquitin protein ligase binding
Source: RefSeq, a predicted model, not a curated record
AUGUCGAACCACGGCUGUAAUCUACACUUCGAAUUGGAGGUCUUUCUGCCGGCAGAAGGCAGCCUCAUCUCGAAGAGUCCUCAUAUCACGGGCAAGUUGGUCUUGAGUCUAGCGCAGCCUAUGCGGAUAGGAUCGAUCGACGUUCAACUGCGGGGAAUCAUGAAGCGACGAUGGGGCAGCUUCGAGAGGUCCCAGGCGUUGACCCAGAGCUGCACCGAGUCGGUUAUCUUCCAGCGCAGUUGGCAGCUGAUGCGGACAACCGUCUUCCGAUCCCGCAUCUAUGCCCCGGGCAGACAUGAGAUACCUUUGAGCCUUGCGCUCAGAUCAGGAGAGCAUAUGCGAGAGUCCGUGGACGGCGUGGAAGGCUAUUCAAUCUCGUAUCUGCUGAUUGGACGCGUGACGAGGAAAUUUGCGAGCGAUCUGACAUGCCACAAGAACAUCAAGGUGUAUCGCACCCAUGCGCCGAGUGAGUGGUACUCUUUUGCUACUGCACAUACUUUGGACAACGAGUGGCCGGGCAAAAUUCGAUAUUCCAUUAGCAUUCCUGCCACUCAGAUGCCCUUUGGAUCGGAUCUAUGCCCUCGGAUACAAAUCUCCCCAUUGACCGAGGGUCUUCAGGUUGAAAGCAUUACAAUCGAAGUCGUUGAGACUCACCACUUUGCGCCAAAACCAUCUUUCGACGGCGGAUUUCUGAAACGCAUUGAUCGCUCGCGCGUAGUAUGUGGAAAGGAGUUCUCGUCUACGAAAGACCGGGAUAUUUCAACCCAGGAGAUCGAGGGCGGAUAUGAAGUUGCACCGCUCGUCGCUUUGCCGACAUCGAUUUACGACUGCGCCCAGGCGGUGCAAUCCUCCCACUUCGAUAUCACCCACAACGUGGUCGUCAUCAUCCGAAUCAUCAACAUGGACAGACACGUGUCAUCGGUCCGUGCCUUGAUACCCGUUGUAAUCUUCAUGCAUAAUGUGGAUACCAUCCAGCUCAAGGCAUCAUCCCUCUAUUCCAGACACAUCAUUCCUCCGGUGUAUGGCAAGCACCAAGAGGACCCAUUGAUCGCUGAAAGAGAAAGCAUGGAAGACCAGUCACGGACUCUGGAUGGGUCGACAUUGAAGAGCUGA